CACAAGGUUAAUCUUACGUGCUACGGAAUCAGGAAUGGACGGCAGAAAUGAUAAUGUUUCGUGAACGAAGUCGAAAGUUUUGAAGUCUUUUAAGUUGCGUCCUCCAAUUUUCUUCAGCUCAGAGGAAAUUCUUCGCUUUAACGCCUUUAUUUAUGUAAUUUAGUUCUGUGUAGAUUGCAAUGUUUUGUGCACGAUCCGUUCUCAACAGUGAAUUUCUCCAUCCUCUCUCGGGUUUCUCUCUGAUUGAGGCAUCCGCGACCUCAGAAAUGGAGUACCUUCUGUUUUAGAAAUGUUGUUAUCAUGAAUAAGAUUGUUUGAUGUGUCUUCGCCCCGAUUUCUUCUGUUUCACUGAUGGCUCAUGUCUCAACUCAAGGACAUUUGUCACCCAUGGUGUGCCCAUUGGCCAAAUUGGGCCGAUCGGCCCCAACUUACGACCAAAAAUAUAAUGGUCGUAAUGUUUACCACGCUGGAGAUAAGCUAGAUCUGCCUAUGCAACACUCUCCGUCCUCCCCACCUUCUUUUGUAAAUAGAUCCAUAUCAAUCGGCAACUACACAGAGUCAACUAAUCAUUCGCUCCUGCAUUACGAUACACAGACGAAUUUUGAAAGAUCAUCCCCAUGCUUGGAUCAAGGAUAUCACACUCUCAUUUCAUUUGCGUCACAAUGUUGGCAAGAUACUCCUUUCAAAGGCAAACGCGCUCAGUCCAAGAGCAAUGCGUUUGACCGACUUCCAGAUGAAGUUGUGCUCAAGAUCUUUGCUUGGCUUUCAAGCAGCGAUCUAAGCGUUUGCGCAAGGGUUUGCAAACGGUGGGAGAUCCUAGCAUGGGAACCAUCACUGUGGCGCACAGUAAUUUUGAAGGGAGAGGAUGUAAGUGGCGAUAGAGCCGUCAAAACAAUUUUGAGACGGUUUACGCAGCCAUAUGUGCAGAGGCUGUAUUUACGGGACGGUGCUCGGAUAACUGACAAAGGAUUACCCUCCUUGGUGCGUAGGUGGCCCAAUUUAACGCAUGUGCAACUGCAAGGAUGUGUUGCCAUAACGGACUCCUCUGUUUCGGAACUAGUUGCGAAGUGCCCCAAUCUUCAGCAUCUUGAUCUAACAGGUUGUGCCCAAUUGACAUGCAUCAAUAUAGAGCCCUCAAGGCGCCUUAGUCUAAACUAUUUAGAUUUGACAGACUGCUGUUUGAUCGAGGACGAAAGUCUAUGGCUCAUAGUGAAAAAUUGUCCUCAAUUGGUGUAUCUGUACCUGAGGAGGUGUGUCAAAAUAACAGAUUGUGGAAUUAAACAUGUGCCAAUAUUUUGCUCCGUUCUCCGAGAACUGAGCGUUUCAGACUGCAACAAAGUCACUGAUCUGGGACUGUAUGAAUUAGCUAAAUUAGGCUCUACUUUAAGAUAUCUGUCAGUGGCAAAGUGCGACCAGGUGAGCGAUGUUGGUCUCAAGGUGGUCGCCAGACGCUGCUACAGACUGCGCUACCUCAAUGUACGAGGCUGCGAAGCCGUGAGCGAUGAUGCAAUCACUGUCUUGGCCAGAUGGUGCCCGCGGCUGCGCGCAUUAGAUCUUGGAAAGUGUGAUGUUAGCGAUGCUGGUCUCCAUGCCUUGGCGGAGUGCUGCCCGAACUUGAAGAAGCUGAGUCUGCGGAGCUGCGAUCUCAUCACGGACAUAGGGGUGCAAUAUAUCGCGUUUUUCUGCCGGGGUCUCCAACAACUGAACAUUCAAGACUGUCAAAUCACUGUUGAAGGUUAUCGUGCCGUCAAAAAGUAUUGCAAGCGAUGCAUCAUAGAGCAUACCAAUCCAGGAUUCUUCUAGAGUUCAAACAAAGGUCUGUUUUGGGAAUGUCUCGAAAAUUUUAAGUGUUGAAGCUGACAAACCAAGUUUUUUGCCAAUGAUGUAUGAAGUUUUUAGCUUGGCAGUAAUAAGUUGUGCCUAAGAAUGUUGCAUUAUUUUUCUCUUUUACUGACAACUACCUUUCCGUCCUUGCCAAAAUCUGGAGCUAUUUUAGUCAUCUCCUAAAACGUACAAAAAUGUCACCACAAGAUGCUCAAUUUGUUGCAACUUUCCAUGAUAAACAAAGCGAUUGAGUCUUGUGAUGGAAUAACACUAAGUAUUUGUCCAAAAGUCUCACCUAGCCAUUCCUUUAAGGCUUACCAGCCUUAUUCUCUGUAUUAUUUCGUAACUGCUCAAGUAUUUCCCACCUGCAGUUCAAUUUGCAAAAGAUGACCGAAAUAGAUUCCUGUUUCAGCUGUGUAAUGCUUGAUGUGUCAAUCUGUCAAUAAAAAGUUAACAAACCUAUUUGCCACUGCGCAAUAAACUCAUAGCUAUUGAUAAGUGGAGGGUUUAUCACCUGGUGAUCAGGGCAGGGUUAGAAAGCAACUGUUGUCGAUUGAUUUAGGAAUGCCGUAAGUUUGAAAUCAAGGUAAAUUUCAUGAAAUUUGAAAUACUUCAUCUUCUUUUUCACUUAUUUGCGUUUUUCUCUCUCCCCCUCCUCCCCUCAGCUUUAUCAUUGCCUUUCUUUCUCACUGCUCCUCUGAGUGUACCAAAUGUUUUUGCGUUUUGUCUGAUGUGGAAUGCUUGAAACUUGAAUCAUCUCCUGAUUUUUUUAAAAAGACAUAUCGAUUCCUCAAAACUCUUUCACCAAGUUUCAACAGUGCUUUAAUGGAAAAUGUUUCAUAUUUCUGAAAUCAUGCAGUUCAGAAUCUUUUGCGCCCCUGAAUUAGUUUAUACUUUUACAAUGAAAUGAUAGCUCCUUUAAUAUCUGAUGCAUCAAAUAAGCUAUUAUUUCUCAUGACGUCUUGUAAACUCUGUAGUCUGUACUUUGUGCCUUCAAUUACCUAGCAAAAAGUUCAAAAGAUGAAACUAAAAAUGUUUCAAUUUCUUCCAGAAUACAUGUAAUUUUUAUUGAGUUUCUUUUCAAUUUAACUUGCUAAUUUUGCCUUUUUACACUGUUCCUUAAUCAAGAUUCUGUUUUGAAAAUUCAGCUGUAAAGCUUAAAAAAGACCAAUCUUUAAGAUUCUGUAAUUUUAUAAAUUUUGAACAUAAGUAGUUGAUAGUCUUGUUCUGUUUUGCAUCAUAAUUAAUCAAAAACGGAGGUUUAGAAGCUUCUCUACAGAAUUGCGGGCUGUUUCUAUCAAUGUACCAUUUUUAAAUUGACUUCUAGCCAGAGUACAAAAUUAUGCACCUCAAUAUAUGUUUUCUCAUCGAAAUUUUACAUAGAAUACAUCAGACGCUUUGAAACUUUCCAUUUUCAACUCAUCAAAUGAAAAUAAAAGUUUUUGUCAACAUUAAUUCGCUCAUCCUGCCUACAAAAAUGCAAAAAACCAAAGUCUGUUGGAGCCAAAUUGAACACAGAAGUAAUCUGAUUUUCUUUUAUGAUGGAAGGAUUUUCCCAUGCACUAACUUUUUUUGAUAAGAUUGUAGGUAUCUUGUAACAAGAGAGAAAGAAAA
Molecule: messenger RNA, 3438 nt
Organism: Bemisia tabaci
Lineage: Eukaryota; Metazoa; Arthropoda; Insecta; Hemiptera; Aleyrodidae
Gene: Fbxl7
Product: F-box and leucine-rich repeat protein 7
Biological process (GO): SCF-dependent proteasomal ubiquitin-dependent protein catabolic process
Cellular component (GO): SCF ubiquitin ligase complex
Molecular function (GO): protein binding
Source: RefSeq, a predicted model, not a curated record